Molecule: messenger RNA, 2211 nt
Organism: Spathaspora passalidarum NRRL Y-27907
Lineage: Eukaryota; Fungi; Ascomycota; Pichiomycetes; Serinales; Debaryomycetaceae
Gene: SPO1
Product: putative carboxylic ester hydrolase
Exons: 2
Coding region: 1-2211 (736 amino acids)
Biological process (GO): glycerophospholipid catabolic process
Cellular component (GO): extracellular region; plasma membrane; cytosol
Molecular function (GO): A2-type glycerophospholipase activity
Source: RefSeq, a predicted model, not a curated record
AUGAUUAUUCUCCUAUUGAUACUUUCAUUAGUAUUAUGUUCCAAUAAUUACAGUUAUUCCUACAAUACCAGAUCUGUUGUUUUGGAUAAUUCUCGACUACUAUACAAAAAUUUCAGUCAAUCUGUACAAACAUGGAAUGUUUCAUAUGCUCCUUAUACCAUUCUAUGUCCCUCAACUUCCCUCAUACGACCAGCUGACGAUACACUUUGUGAACAGGAACGAACAUAUAUGGAAAAUCGCAAUAUCCAAACUGAAGUCCACCUCAAAAACCUAUUAAUCCACAACAAAAUACCCCAAUUUGACGUUGAAGAGUUCUUUACUGGUAAAGACAUUCCAAUCACUAUAACCAUAGCUAUUUCUGGAGGUGGGUACCGGUCUAUGUUAACUGGUGCAGGUGUUCUUGCUGCCUUGGAUGAACGAAGCAAGGAGAAAUGUCAGAUAAGUGGAUUACUUCAAGCAACUAGUUACAUUGGCGGGAUUUCUGGAGGAUCUUGGCUUGUUAUGAGCAACUUCAUCAACGAUUUCAAGGUUAUUGAGGAAAUUAGGAAAGAAGGAUGGAACUUACAAGAACUGCUAUUAUCCGGCGUGCCUAAUUUUGAACCUAGUGGAAUACAAAGACAUAUUGAAGAAAAGGCAAGGGAGAGGAAUUCCAUAAACAAAGAACUUGCAAAACAACAACCUGGAAUUAUAGGUACCUUUCUUAAGUUCUUUAAUUUCAGAUCAAAUCUGACAAUACCUGUUCUGGAGAAAGUCCAAGAAAAUUCCAUAUUGUAUACUUGGAUAAAGGGAUUAUUUACUAGAAGAACUACACCCUCCAUAGUGAAUACCCCUACAACUAACCCAUCACUUGUGAAUCAUACAAAUGAAAUGGCAUUGAAGGAAUAUCUCAAAUUUUACAAAGAGCUACUCAUUGAAGUCAAGGAUAAGAAACGAGCAGGGUUUCAUACCAGUUUAACUGAUUAUUGGGGACGUGCGUUGGCACGCAAGAUAUUUACAACUGCAGCCCGAACACCAGGCGUGACAAUGACAGCAGCCACCAACAUCCUUUCAUCAUUUCAGAAUUAUGAACAACCAUUCCCUAUUAUUGGAACCGUGGAGAAGGAUCCCACUGGUGGCGAUUCCACGAGUGUUGACUCUCAUUCAUUUGAAUUUACUCCUUUUGAGUUUGGAAGCUGGGAUCUGUACUUGAACGCAUUUAUACCCAUGAAAUACCUUGGAACUACGUUGAAAUCGGGAAUCUCUACCCAACCGUCCCCGAUUGAAAACCAAUCAUACUGCAUUUCCGGAUUCGACAAUGUUGGAUUCAUCACCGCAACCUCCUCGAGUUUAUUCAACCAUAUAUUUGUCUAUGUUUAUCAAAUGCUCAAUAACUUCCAAAUAGAAGCCACCAUUGCUCUUGAAAAUAUUUUGAAAACAUUUGGGUUGAGCUCACAAUGGAAAUCACUAAGAAGUCCCCAGUUACAUCCUGAUUAUGCCCUAUAUUCUCCUAACCCUUUCUAUUUAUAUGGCCCAAAUACGACCAUAUCCGACAGUCCUGAUUUAUAUUUGGUCGAUGGGGGUGAUGAUGGACAGAAUAUCCCCUUUCAGCCAUUCCUUCGCCCUGCCAGGAAAGUGGAUAUAAUACUAACUUAUGAUAUGAGUUGUGAAUUACACAAUUUCCCCAAUGGAACCGUGUUGACCAACACCGCCAACCGGUUCUUGCACGGUAAGUAUCAGUUACCGAGAUUUACACUACAACAAAAUGGAAAUCUGGUUGCAAAGUCAAUAUUUCCUAAAGUGCCCACGCCACAAGAAAUCCUUAGAUAUGGACUAAGCACACGACCCGUGUUCUUGGGCUGUGACUUGAUGCGAGAUUAUGAGACUGUGCCCACAACAUCUAAUAAUGUCUCCAAUAUUACUACGAAAGAGAUACUUUUAGACUACUUCCCACCGGUGAUUGUUUACACGGCCAAUUCCAACUAUUCUUAUUUCGGGGCCAACAGUUCAACCUUCCAAUUAAGUUAUACUGACUAUGAGGUUGAUUCCAUGAUCAAUAAUGGGUUUAAUAUGGCAAGUUAUUUAAACUCAUCACUUUACCCUGUGUGUCUUAAUUGUAUUAUACUAAAGAGGCAGUUUGACAGAAGGCAAUACAACAAGGAAAAUACGUACAUUCCCAAGACUUGCUUGGGUUGUUAUGAGGCAUUUUGUUGGGAUCGGGCGCGAUUCGUCUGA